UUCCAUGUUCAAAUGUUUAAAAUUUCUUGUCUUAAACCCUGUCCCAGUAUUGAUAUUUAUAGAAAAAAAAAUGUUAUUUGGUUUUCCACCCCGUUGCAUACGAUCUCCGCCAGGAACUGUGUUUUAUCAAGUUUUAACAUGUGUAUUUGGAUAAUUGCAUGAUAUACUUUAAAAUAAAUUGUCUUGGUCGUGUUAACAACUGUUUGCAAAAUGGUGGACAUCAAUGCACUGUCGCAAAUUAAGGAAAGAAUACGAAUUCAUAGAAAUUUAGGGAAUUCUAUAGAUGAAACCACGGAUUUUCUGACUCUCAACAAAGAAUUUAGCGACGUAACAAGAACCUCGAUCAAAUGCAUCAAGGAUGUUGCAGGAUAUGCCAGGAAGAUAAAUGAAGAUCUUGUAAAAUUUCGAGAGUUAACUAAAGAAUUCACCAUUCAAAUUGGGGAGAAGAUGAAAAGGCUCGGAGAGUCCGGGAUUAUCAUAGACGCCACGUAUUUAACAGGAGUUCCAUUGCAUAGGGACAGAUUUGAUAUGCAAAAAGCAAAAAAUCUUGCAAUGCUACAAAAAAUUGCAGACCAGCAAUUAGAACUUCAAAAGGUGCUCAGUGAAACCGAGGAUCUUAUCCUGAAGGUUGAAGAAGAAGGAACCUUUACUAUUGACGAGAUUGAUAACGUCAACGCCCAUCUAAAUAAAUGGAUCAAAAGUCUCGAAACCGAAGAGGAAAGACAAGACCGAAUAAGAAAGGAGGAGGAAAGAAAAAGAAAAGAGGAAGAAGAAAAGAAGAGAAAGGAAAAAGAGGAAGCUGAACGCAAAGCGAAGGAGCAGAGGCAGAAAGAAGAGGAAGAGAAGCGAAGGAAGGAGGAGGAGAGACGACGCAAGGAAAGACAGAAGAAGGAGGAGGAGGAAGAAAGAAACAGAAGGAAUCCAAAAAAUUGGCCAACUCAUAUAUAUGAAAGAGAGAAGGACAAUAACUCUUUCCAUUAUGGAAUCUGCUGUGUUGUGUCUGCCAUAACCGGAAGUAGGGGUUUGGAGAAGUAUGACAUAGAAUGCAUAAGUUCCGAUAGUCACACUGACCUUGAUCAUUAUCCACAGAACAGAGAAGAAGUGCUUUUAUCAUCUCUCAUCAAAAUAAAAUCCAAAACAGGGAAAGAAAUAUCACUAGAGUUGCCGAUGAAGGUGUAUAUUCCAAGGGCUAAUGCCGAUGGGAUGAGGGAAAUCCAAAUGAAGGUCUCCAAAAAUGGAGGGAAGUGGAAGGCGGUAGAAACAACAGAUGACAAACCGAUGAUUAACUUAUCCAACACCAAAUUUGCUGUGACCAACAUAAACGACUUUCAAACACUAGAAAUCGUCGUAGUGUCCCGCCCUAAACGAGAGAAUAUGAUUGUGAAAGCAGCUGGGGGAAUGUUUGAACCAACAGACGACAAAAACGUUCGGAUUGUCGUUCCAUCUGGCAGUUUCAUGAAAGAUACUGGAGUCCAUUUCAAGGUAGAUAAAGAAUUGACAAAUCGUGCAAAAGCUGACAAACAAUUCAACGGCAUUAAAAUAGCCACCUCCUUACAUGGGGUAGAAUUUGAUGAGGAAAUUCUUCAAAAUGUGCAGAUGGAAAUCUAUCCGGAUUUACAAAAAAUAAAGAGUGGCUCCCUUCACAAUAAAACUAUAGAAAAAUGCAAGAACAAGCUCGUAACAGAUAUUUCAGUGCUCAGCAUCGCAGCAUAUCUACACAAGAACGACAGAAUAACAGACGAAAGUUUGGAGGAAAUUAAGAGUAAAAACACCGAGGGAAUGAAAGCUCGAAGACUGCUGGAAGAAUUCAGAGAUUGUAACAUAAACCAGUUCAACGCCUUCACUGAUGCGCUUGAGAAAGAAAAUCAGGGUCAUCUAGCAAAGUAUCUCAAAAAGACCAUGGAUGGCAUAAACACAGAAGAAGCAGACAUGGGAAGUGAUUUUAUUGGUGAGACUGACAAUGUAGAACUACAAGUGGUGUCCAGUUGUCAGAACGGAGAGUGGAAGGUCAUGGACAAAAAGGCGCUGGAUGAUUUCCCAGAUGGUGUAGUAAUUUCUCUACCAGCGAAAGGAUCCACAUUCGACAUCAUGGGUCUCAUUGUACCAAAAAGUAUGGACAACCGCACGAUAUGCCACAUCGCUGAUUUGUUGUAUCGGCAAUCGUACCAUAUUAAUGUAAGACUGAUGGUUCGUCAGAGCGAAGAAAAUCCAAACCAUGGAUUUGUACGAUGUUUAGAGAACGAAAAAUGCCCAAAUGCCUCCGACGAGAUGAAGAAGCAGGGUUUCAAAAAGGGACCUCCAGAAUCGCCUGAAUUUGGAGUAUGUGAUGGAGAAGAAAUCAUUAUUUGUAUGGCAGGAAAUAUAACUCUUGACUCAGACAUAAAAACACUGUGUUUGAAAUUUUACUUAAAUAUGGAUUCUGCAAGUUCUACAUUCAGAAUAGAUGUUUUCAAUAAGAAGGCACAAGCAAGAGACAAGUCUUUUUCUGGAGAGUUAAGAUACAACGUCGGUAGAAAAGAACAGGACCCUCCGCGGCGCGGAUCUAUGGUUUUGUACAUACCAAAGGAUGAAGAACAGCAUAGAUACGCGCCGCUCACACUUGAUGUUCCAGUGAAGGUCAGUGCUAAAUAUUUAGCAUGGCGAAUCCCAAACAGAGAGAAACCGAAACUAGAUGAGUUUUACCUUUCUUUGGCCGAGAGCAGUACAAAAUUGCGAUCACUGAAACAACGGGCAGUUAAAGAAGCAUCAUCUGGUACAAACAGGGAAAUAUGCGAAGUCUUCAUUAUGAAUUGGGCAAACCAAAGACCGAAAAGUGAAAACAAGGUUCAGACAAUAUCAGUCCGACUACAUUCCCUUUCAACAGAACUGGGAAAAGAGUUUGAUUUAUUCAUGAAACCAUAUUCACAAGCAAAUGGAAUUCUUUCCAACAAUGGUAUAGAGGAGAUAGGAAAGCAUGUUCACAACGUUUGGGAAAGUCUUGCACAAAAGCUUGCUGUCGAUCCUUCUGAUAUUGACGCCAUCAAAAUUGAUUUUCACGACGAUGUCAGAAGAGCAGUACGCAUGCUCGAUCAGUGGCGCAUGUCAAACACUGCCAUAGAAAAGGGAAAAGAUUUAAUUUCAUAUUUAUCAAAAUGCAUGGAGAAUUCGAAAUGCAGCAACCAAGUGUUAAAAUUGGUCAGAUAAGAUAAGAAACAUUGGUUUACUUGUAUUCUCAACAAAUAUGUUUGAAACUUAAUAUAUAUGAAUAUAACUGCUUUUUCACUGGUCCCUUGUUAGCAUAUAACUUGUUUGUUAACCUCCCAUCACUGAUACCCUAGAAAGCAACUAAUUGAUUGAAAUAUGGACAGCCUAGUUAACCAAAUACAUGUAGAUUGAAUCUGCAUACAGUUAGGUAA
Messenger RNA from Ostrea edulis (European flat oyster), 3395 nucleotides. RefSeq lists its product as uncharacterized. Lineage: Eukaryota; Metazoa; Mollusca; Bivalvia; Ostreida; Ostreidae. The transcript has 15 exons. The coding region runs from base 211 to 3183 and encodes 990 amino acids. Gene Ontology annotation, molecular function: protein binding. The record is from RefSeq and is a predicted model, not a curated record. Gene Ontology annotation, biological process: regulation of apoptotic process; signal transduction.